This is a messenger RNA of Fopius arisanus, 994 nucleotides long. Its product is annotated as apolipoprotein D. The transcript is spliced from 4 exons. NCBI's taxonomy places the organism in Eukaryota, Metazoa, Arthropoda, Insecta, Hymenoptera, Braconidae. The record is from RefSeq and is a predicted model, not a curated record. Gene Ontology annotation, biological process: tissue regeneration; lipid metabolic process; brain development. Gene Ontology annotation, molecular function: lipid binding. Bases 31 to 642 code for a protein of 203 amino acids. Gene Ontology annotation, cellular component: cytoplasm.
GAAUGCUCAAGUGCAUUUCAUAUAAUCGUGAUGAUGUUGCUCGCUUGCUUGUUGGGUUUUUUCGCCCUGUCAUCGGCUCAAAUUAGGGAACAGGGAUCAUGUCCACAGCCGAAAGCCAUUUCCAACUUUGAUGAGAGCAAGUUGAUUGGCAGGUGGUUCGAGUGGGGUCGAGUCGAUAAUUUUUAUGAACAAGAUCAUGCUUGUGGAGUCAUUAGACAUUACAGGGGUAAUGAUGGAUACAUUGUGGAAAGCGUCAAUUCCAUUAUUCGAACGCCAGGAACUUGGACUUUCUGGGAGGGGAGAAUGAUUCCUAGAGAGGAAAGACCCACUGCUUUGUACCAUCUCACUUUUCCUGAUUAUGCUCUGGAUCCCGGAUUAAAUUCGACGUACGUAGCUGCUAAUUGGGACCACUGGGUGAUACUCCACAGCUGCAAAGAGGAAGGAAAUCAGUCGUUGCAGUUCGUGUGGGUGUGGGCGAGGAGAACAACUUUAAAUAAGAAAUAUCAACGGCAAAUCGCUCAGGCCCUUGAAAAGAUCAAUUUCUCAAUUCGAAAUCUUCUGAUAGUCGACCACAAGAAUUGUCCUAAUCAUAAAGUAACAUUGAAUGAAUUGCGAAAGAUGUUCGGGGUCCAGAGGUGUUAAUUGUCGCCAUUCAAUUAUUUAUUAACUAUUCUAUUGUUCUUCUUCUAUUGAAUUGAUAAUUAUACUCUUUCAAUUGUUAUUGCGAUAUUUUAUUGACAAAGCAUUAAAUCCUUUUCAUUGUUAUCCAAUCUCAUGUUCUAAAAUUGUUUUCAUGGAUAACAAUUUGUUGGAUAAGACAAAAUAAGGAUGCACAAAAAAAUAAAAAAUAUCUUGACUGUUUUGCUCUCUUAGUCUGUACAUCAGCUACUUGCAAUCAGUUGCCGCCAUUUUGAAAGGAUGAGGUACUAAGAAAGCUAUCAGUUAAAUCGUUCUUAUAUUUUCGCCAAUAAAUCAUACACGUGCUUAUUCAUUA